Molecule: messenger RNA, 270 nt
Organism: Lolium rigidum
Lineage: Eukaryota; Viridiplantae; Streptophyta; Magnoliopsida; Poales; Poaceae
Exons: 1
Coding region: 1-270 (89 amino acids)
Source: RefSeq, a predicted model, not a curated record
AUGGAGCAGCAGGGGAAGGCAAGCGAGGUCGACGGCGCCGUUGCCGGCCGCGGUGCGCCCAGCGAGCUCUCCGGUGUAGACACAGCGGAGGAUCAACGAGGAGGAGGAGGAGGAGGAGGAGGAGGGAACGAUGGCGGCGCCAUAGAAAAGCUCAUGGAUGACGAGAAGAAGAAGACGACGACGACAGAGGAGAAGGAUGUGAAGCCGCUGCCGCACAAGCAGGUUCCGCAGCCCAGCGACGUGUACAACCCGGAGCUCGAGCGCCUGUGA